UCUAUCAAAUUCAUGAAGUGACGUUAGCGUCCAGGAAGUUCGGCUCCGGAAAGGGUGGGCUUUGCAAAGAUGGCGGCUCCGGAGGUGCUGGAGUCAGACGUGUCAAGUUCGAUAUCACUUUUGAAAACCCUCCAGGAGCAGGUGAUGGCUGUAACUGCACAAGUACAAGCACUGACAAAAAAAGUCCAGGCUGGCUCAUACUCUACAGAGAAGGGUCUGAGCUUCUUGGAAGUGAAGGACCAGCUGUUGCUCAUGUACCUUAUGGAUCUGAGUCACCUCAUCCUGGACAAAGCCUCAGGAGGAUCUCUGCAGGGCCAUCCUGCAGUUUUGAGGCUGGUGGAAAUCCGCACGGUUUUAGAAAAACUCCGCCCCUUGGACCAAAAACUGAAGUAUCAAAUUGACAAACUGGUCAAGACUGCGGUGACAGGCAGCCUCAGUGAAAGUGACCCACUUCGUUUUAAGCCCCAUCCCAGCAACAUGAUAAGCAAGUUGAACUCGGAGGAUGAAGAGGAAGACGAAGCAGGGGAGGACCAGUCUGAGGCUGCAGGGAAGAAAUCUGCAAAAGGAACAUCUAAGAAAUACGUCCCACCACGCUUGGUUCCAGUGCAUUAUGAUGAAACAGAAGCUGAGCGUGAGCAAAAGCGCCUGGACCGGGCCAAGAGACGGGCCCUGAGCAGCUCCGUCAUCCGAGAGCUUAAGGAGCAGUACUCAGAUGCCCCAGAGGAGAUCCGCGAUGCCCGGCACCCUCACGCCACUCGCCAGAGUCAGGAGGACCAGCAUAGGAUUAACUAUGAAGAGAGCAUGAUGGUGCGUUUAAGUGUUAGCAAACGAGAGAAAGGCCGGCGGAAGCGAGCAAGUGUUAUGAGCUCCCAGCUUCACUCCCUCACACACUUCAGUGACAUCAGUGCUUUGACAGGAGGAACUGCCCAUCUUGACGAGGACCAGAGUCCUAUUAAAAAGCGGAAGAAGAUACCUAAGAAAGGCCGGAAGAAGAAAGGGUUUCGGAGGCGGCGGUGACAUGCUUAUGCACUUUGUCAUCCUGGGGUGCGUCUAGUGUCACCGUAUGCAGGUGUUUUCCUUGGGCUCUGCUGACCUUGGACGUGUGGAAAGAUCUUUACAAAAUAAAAUUUCCUUUGCUUUUCA
This is a messenger RNA of Mesocricetus auratus (golden hamster), 1143 nucleotides long. It is a transcript of the gene Ngdn, whose product is annotated as neuroguidin. The transcript has 11 exons. Gene Ontology annotation, biological process: maturation of SSU-rRNA from tricistronic rRNA transcript (SSU-rRNA, 5.8S rRNA, LSU-rRNA). Bases 70 to 1017 code for a protein of 315 amino acids. The record is from RefSeq and is a predicted model, not a curated record. Lineage: Eukaryota; Metazoa; Chordata; Mammalia; Rodentia; Cricetidae. Gene Ontology annotation, cellular component: nucleolus; small-subunit processome.